AUGGCCGCCUCCUUGACCUCUCUGCUCGCGCGGUCCAGCAUAGACGAUCCCUCCGAAGCCCUCUCGAUCGCUGAUGCCGCCAUUGCAUCAUCUAAGUCCGAUCUGACUGCGCAGCACACCAAGGUCGUCGCCCUGCUGCGGCUCGAUCGGUACGACGAUGCCCUCCGAGUCAUCGCUGCUGCCGGCAGCGCCCUCGAAGACCGCUGCAUUCUUGAGAAGACAUAUGCCUUGUACAAGACGGGUGCCCUGGACGAGGCUGCUUCCCUGCUCGAGGGUCGCGACGUCUCUCAGGCAGAACGACCACUGAAGCACGUCGCUGCGCAGAUCGCCUAUAGAACCGAGCGAUUCAGCCAGGCCGCCGAACUUUACUCGCUGCUGAUGCAGGAUGACCACGCUGCGGUACUCGGCGAGGAUACAGAUCUGGUUAUCAACCAGCUGGCUACGCACGCGCAGCUUGAGUGGCAGGGCCGGGGCGAUUUGGUGCCGGACAAGAGCAAGCAGCCUAGGAGAGAGGAUAUGGAGGCUUUCGAAACGGCCUACAAUGCUGGGUGUGGCUGCAUUGCGAGAGGGGACUUGGCAAAGGCGUCAAUCUUGCUCAAGAGGGCCGCCGAUCUUUGCGACGCGGCAGAGGAUCUGAGUGAGGAGGAUAAAAGAGUCGAGAUGCUGCCUAUCAAGCUGCAGCAGGCUUACGUUCUUGCGCUUUUGGGCAAGACGGAAGAGGCGGCAGCUCUGCAGAAAGAGACUGAGAGCUACGAAACCUCUGACCUGUCCAUCAAAGCUGCAGCAGGGUGGAACUCACUGAUCGCGAAGUCCCUCUCUAACCAGUACAUGGUUCAGAGACUCUCUGAGCUGGUGCCUGAGGCAAAGAUUGGCAACGACAGGUUGUUCAAACACCAAUCCGUGGGCGUAUCCCGUAAUCAGCAUGCAAAUGCAUUGCAGUGUUACAAGUAUAAAGAGGUAAAGGACAAGACCGCUGCGCUCUUGAAACAGAACGGUGUACCUUCAACAGAUCUGGAGCGGGUGUAUGCCGGCUACUUCAACGCAGCGGCGAAAGCAAAAUCCCAAACAGAUAAAGAGGCGUUGAAGAAAACCCUCGCUGUUCUUGAGAAGAGACCAUACGACGUCGGUCUUCUGCUCACCGUCAUACAUCUUUACAUCCAAGCCAAGAACUACGACAGCGCAAUCGACGUCCUUCAAAAGUUCUUCAAGUAUGUCGAAUCGGCAGGCACUGCCGACCACGAGGAUGUGAGAUACGCUCCAGGACUCGUUGCUUUAGCUGUAGCCCUCUACCGCACGCAGAAUCGCCGGAAGGAAAUUCGAAAUGAGUUGGGCCGGGCGGCAGCGUACUGGCAGAAGAUACCCAAGAACUCCUCCACGACUCUGCUCCGCGAAGCAGGAAUAGAACUCCUUCAUUCGUCUAAACCAUCCGACCUUGCCACUGCCGGCGCCGCAUUUGAGCGCAUGGUCGAACAGGACUCGGAGGAUAGGAUUGCACAAGCAGGACUCGUCGCGUCUUUCGCGACGACCGACUACUCCAAGGUGGAACCGCAUCUCUCAUCGCUCAGCUCGGUGGAAGAGCUUACGUCCGGUAUUGAUGUUUCCGCUCUUCUCGAUGCGGGCGUGCCUUCCUUCCCUGCCCCUCAACAGCCAUCCAAGAAGCGAAAGGCCGACGACGUCGAAGCUGGGACCGGAGCGCAACCGUCAUCUGACAAGCCAAAGAAGAAACCCCGUCUGGGUAAGAAUUACGAUCCUAACGUCAAGCCUGACCCCGAACGGUGGUUGCCCAUGCGUGACCGGUCAUACUACAAGCCCAAGGGCCGGAAAGGCAAGAAGCGAGCCGCCGAGUCGACGCAGGGCGGAGCGGUCGCCAAUGAGACCGAGACGCUGAACCUCGCUGGUGGCGCUGGACAGAUCAAGGUAGAAAAGGCGCCGCAGGGAGGUGGUGGUGGCGGAAAGAAAGGCAAGAAAGGGAGAAAAGGCUAG
This is a messenger RNA of Diaporthe amygdali, 1983 nucleotides long. RefSeq names its product signal recognition particle protein. Gene Ontology annotation, cellular component: signal recognition particle, endoplasmic reticulum targeting. Gene Ontology annotation, biological process: SRP-dependent cotranslational protein targeting to membrane. Lineage: Eukaryota; Fungi; Ascomycota; Sordariomycetes; Diaporthales; Diaporthaceae. The coding region runs from base 1 to 1983 and encodes 660 amino acids. The transcript has 2 exons. Gene Ontology annotation, molecular function: 7S RNA binding; protein binding; ribosome binding. The record is from RefSeq and is a predicted model, not a curated record.